This is a messenger RNA of Hypomesus transpacificus, 1288 nucleotides long. Its product is annotated as zona pellucida-like domain-containing protein 1. NCBI's taxonomy places the organism in Eukaryota, Metazoa, Chordata, Actinopteri, Osmeriformes, Osmeridae. The transcript is spliced from 10 exons. The record is from RefSeq and is a predicted model, not a curated record. The coding region runs from base 1 to 1242 and encodes 413 amino acids. Gene Ontology annotation, cellular component: cell surface.
AUGGAACAAAUAUGUUUAAUCAUUUUGCUUAUAAGUAAGGUACUGUCAGUAGGAUCACAAUUCAAUGGAUACAACUGUGACCCUAACUUCCACAGUCGCUUCCCUGCGGAAAGGGACAUUAGUGUGUACUGUGGAGUACAGACCAUCACCCUCAAGAUCAACUUUUGCCCCGUUCUCUUCUCUGGCUAUAUUGACACUGAUUUGGCCCUCAAUGGUCGCCAUGGAGAUGCCCACUGCCGUGGUUUUAUCAACAACAACACCUUCCCCACUGUGGUCCUUUUCAGCAUCAGCUUAGCCACGUUGGAGACCUGUGGGAAUGCCCUUGUGGUUUCCACGGCUCAAGGACCUAAUGCUUAUGGGAACCUGUCACUGGUCCAGAUUGGCAAUAUAUCAGGGUACAUCGAUACGCCAGACCCUCCGACCAUCAUUAGCUACCUGCCAGGACUGCUAUACAAGUUCAGUUGCAGCUACCCUCUGGAGUACCUGGUCAACAACACUCAGCUGGCUUCGUCAGCAGCUGCAAUCUCAGUGAAAGACAGCAAUGGUACAUUUGUCAGCACACUGAGCCUACUGCUGUACAAUGACUCAACGUACAUUCAACAACUGUCCAUCCCCAUGGCAGGACUAACACUGAAGACACGUGUGUUUGCAGCUGUGAAAGCCACCAACCUGGACAGGAGAUGGAAUGUUCUUAUGGACUACUGUUACACCACUCCCUCUGGAAAUCCAAAUGACGACCUUCGUUAUGACCUUUUCUUUAGUUGUGAAAAAGACCCCCAAACCACUGUUUUUGAGAACGGAAAGAGUCAAAUGGGCAGGUUCGCCUUUGAAGUAUUCCGCUUCGUCAAGCACAAGAACCAGAAAAUGUCCACUGUCUUCUUGCACUGUGUCACAAAGCUGUGUCGAGCUGACGACUGCCCUAUGCUCAUGCCGAUCUGUGGAAGCAGAAAGAAGAGAGAUGUCUCUGAGAUCACCGAAUCAACCUCUGCUUCUGGAAACGCUGUCAUUACUGCUGGACCUAUCAUCACCCGGAGUGAUGAAACUCCAACCAACAAUUCACAACUUGGUAAGCCACUGAGCCCGGUCUUUCGGAUGAACACAGUGACCAGCGCACUCAUUUCAGGCAUCAUCAUCCUAGGAGUAAUGAGCCUCUGCUUCUUCAUCUUCUCCCUCACCCUCCUCAAAGGCAAGAGAGCCCCGUCCACCGUCAUGUCUGGUGUCCGGAACCCUGCCUUCAACUGACAACUUGAUCUAUGCUGUCGUCCUAGCAACUACUCCAAAUUCAUGU